This is a messenger RNA of Ambispora gerdemannii, 354 nucleotides long. Lineage: Eukaryota; Fungi; Glomeromycota; Glomeromycetes; Archaeosporales; Ambisporaceae. The record is from the annotation of a GenBank genome assembly.
AUGACACAUAGUUAUCCGACUUUCCUCUCAACGGUCCCUGCAUUCAUGACCGAAAACACUGUGCUGCUCUUACGUCUUUGGCCUCUUAUUCGUGAUCAUGUUUCCAUCCGCAGAGAAGGCACGCUCGUAAGCAACGGAGGAUGCUGUAAUCGCGAACCUCAUGGGCAAGAUAUAGCGUUUGAUUCAUCAAGACCUUUUUCAUCCUCAUCAUCAAAGUCUGUAUCCAGUAUGGAUUGUGUAACUGACUACAUGGAAUUGUUAAGGCUGGUGUCCGAUAAGAAACUGUUAUUAGGCGUGGGAGUGGUGGCCAGCGUAUACUUCAUUUCAAAGUCUGUGCACAUUCUAAGGAGCUAA